UUUCGCAACUUAGGAGCAAAGUUUGGAGGAGGAAACGCCAAGCCCGGGUCCUUUCUUCCCCUCGCUCCCCAAACCCGAGGGCAGCCGCGGCGUCAUGCCCGCGCUCCUCCGCAGCCUGGGGUGCGCGUGAAGCCGCGGAGCCCUUGCGCCGCCCGGGACCCGAGGGCUGCUCUCUUUUUGGAGUUUUCUCCCCGAUCUUGUCGCUGGCUCCAUCCCGACCCACGCCGGGCUCCGGGACAGCUCCGACCGAGGAGGAGCGUUGCCAUUCAAGUGGCUGCUGCAGUCGCAGCACAGCAGCGAGCCCCGCCGCAGUGCCCUGCCUGCUGAGCCCCCCGUGGGCCGAGGCGCUGCAGGCGGUCCAUGCUCCAGGAGGAAGUGUGCAGAUGGGAUUAACGUCCACAUGGAGAUAUGGAAGAGGACUGGGGAUUGGCACCGUAACCAUGGUCAACUGGGGUCGGUUCAUCUGCCUGGUCGUGGUCACCAUGGCAACCUUGUCCCGGGCCCGGCCCUCCUUCAAUUUAGUUGAGGAUACCACGUUAGAGCCGGAAGAGCCACCAACCAAAUACCAAAUCUCCCAACCCGAAGUGUACGUGGCCGCGCCAGGGGAGGCGCUAGAGCUGCGCUGCCUGUUGAAAGAUGCCGCCGCCAUCAGUUGGACUAAGGAUGGGGUUCACUUGGGGCCCAGCAAUAGGACAGUGCUUAUUGGGGAGUACUUGCAGGUCAAAAGCGCCACACCUAGAGACUCCGGCCUCUAUGCUUGUUCUGCCGCUAGGACUGUAGACAGUGAGACUUGGUACUUCAUGGUGAAUGUCACAGAUGCCCUCUCGUCCGGAGAUGACGAGGACGACACAGACGCCUCUGAAGACUUGGUCAGUGAGAGCAGUAACAACAAGAGGGCGCCCUACUGGACCAACACGGAGAAGAUGGAGAAGAGACUGCACGCAGUCCCCGCAGCCAACACGGUCAAGUUCCGCUGUCCAGCUGGGGGGAGCCCAACACCCACCAUGAGGUGGUUGAAGAACGGGAAGGAGUUUAAGCAGGAACAUCGCAUUGGAGGCUACAAGGUACGAAACCAGCAUUGGAGUCUUAUUAUGGAAAGCGUGGUCCCGUCCGACAAAGGCAAUUACACGUGUGUGGUGGAGAACGAGUACGGGUCCAUCAACCACACCUACCACCUCGACGUCGUUGAGCGGUCGCCACACCGGCCCAUCCUGCAGGCUGGGCUGCCGGCGAAUGCCUCCACGGUGGUCGGAGGGGAUGUGGAGUUUGUGUGCAAGGUGUACAGCGAUGCCCAGCCCCACAUCCAGUGGAUCAAGCAUGUCGAGAAGAACGGCAGUAAAUAUGGGCCUGACGGGCUGCCCUACCUCAAGGUUCUAAAGGCUGCCGGUGUUAACACCACGGACAAAGAGAUUGAGGUUCUCUAUAUUCGGAAUGUAACUUUUGAGGAUGCUGGGGAAUAUACGUGCUUGGCGGGUAAUUCUAUUGGGAUAUCCUUUCACUCUGCAUGGUUGACAGUUCUGCCAGCUCCUGUAAGAGAAAAGGAGAUCACAGCUUCCCCAGAUUACCUGGAGAUAGCCAUUUACUGCAUAGGGGUCUUCCUCAUUGCCUGCAUGGUGGUGACAGUCAUCCUGUGCCGAAUGAAGACCACCACCAAGAAGCCAGACUUCAGCAGCCAGCCUGCAGUGCACAAGCUGACCAAGCGCAUCCCCCUGCGGAGACAGGUUUCCGCAGAGUCCAGCUCCUCCAUGAACUCCAAUACCCCGCUGGUGAGGAUAACGACUCGUCUGUCCUCGGCCGCUGACACCCCGAUGCUGGCAGGGGUCUCGGAGUACGAGCUGCCAGAGGACCCAAAAUGGGAGUUCCCCAGAGAUAAGCUGACGCUGGGCAAACCCCUGGGGGAAGGUUGCUUUGGGCAAGUGGUCAUGGCGGAAGCGGUGGGCAUCGACAAAGACAAGCCCAAGGAGGCGGUCACCGUGGCAGUGAAGAUGCUGAAAGAUGAUGCCACGGAAAAGGACCUUUCUGAUCUGGUGUCAGAGAUGGAGAUGAUGAAGAUGAUUGGAAAACACAAAAAUAUCAUCAACCUUCUUGGAGCUUGCACACAGGACGGGCCACUCUAUGUCAUAGUGGAGUACGCUUCGAAAGGCAACCUCCGGGAGUACCUCCGAGCCCGCAGGCCGCCCGGCAUGGAGUACUCCUAUGACAUCAACCGAGUGCCCGAAGAGCAGAUGACCUUCAAGGACCUGGUGUCCUGCACCUACCAGCUGGCCAGAGGCAUGGAGUACUUGGCUUCCCAAAAAUGCAUUCAUCGGGAUUUAGCAGCCAGAAAUGUAUUGGUAACAGAAAACAAUGUGAUGAAAAUAGCAGACUUUGGACUGGCCAGAGACAUCAACAAUAUAGACUAUUACAAGAAGACCACGAAUGUGAGUCUAGGUGGUCAUCGGGAGAGGGGGCGGGGGGCACAGAAGGGUUCCAGGUUCCUGGCGUUUGGAGCUGGAAGGAGCUUCCGCCCCUCAUUCCUGUUUGUUGGCCAUACUCUUCACAAACUCUCAAUAAGCACAUUCAGGCAAGAACUUUUAAGAGCAAUGGAAAAUUCCAUCAAGAGUACCCCAGCCCUCCCUGUCCAAGGAGCCUCCUUGGAGCAGGAAGGGAGACAUGGGAUGAGUCGCAGGAGGGCUCGUUUAUCUGUGAAUGCGAGAAGUGGGCAGGUGUUUUAUUUUUCCUUGCUGUUUGGAUGGGUCAGUCAUGCUGUGUUUUUUCUUUGCAGCUGGUCCUUCGGGGUGUUAAUGUGGGAGAUCUUCACCUUAGGGGGCUCGCCCUACCCAGGGAUUCCCGUGGAGGAACUUUUUAAGCUGCUGAAGGAAGGACACAGGAUGGAUAAGCCAGCCAACUGCACCAAUGAGCUGUACAUGAUGAUGAGGGACUGCUGGCACGCCGUGCCCUCACAGAGACCGACGUUCAAGCAGUUGGUGGAGGACCUGGAUCGAAUCCUCACUCUCACAACCAAUGAGGACUACUUGGACCUCAGUCAGCCUCUCGAGCAGUAUUCUCCUAGUUACCCCGACACCAGGAGCUCUUGUUCUUCAGGGGAUGACUCUGUGUUUUCUCCGGACCCCAUGCCUUACGAACCUUGCCUGCCUCAGUUUCCACACAUAAACGGCAGCACUAAAACAUGAGCGAGCGUGUCUUCCUGUCCCUGGACAGGGCAGCGCCAGGAACCUACCUACACUGAGCAGGCAGGCCUUGCCUCCCAGGGCCUGUGGUCUCUGCUUGUAUAUAUGGAUCAGAGGAGUAAAUAAUUGGAAAAGGAAUCGGCACACGUGUAAAGGUUUAUACAUUUGAAAACUUGUUAACCUUCACCAGGAGGAGGAUGUUUCUGGAGCAGUGGACAGCCACGAGCCACUGCCCCCUCACCCCGACCCACUGUGGGUACUGCUGUGCCCCAUCGGACUCAAGGCAGACACACGUUCUGCCUUCUUGUUAAUUUUGUAAUAAUUGGAGAAAAUAUAUGUCAGCACACACUUACAGAGCACAAAUGCAGUAUAUAGGUGCUGGAUGUAUGUAAAUAUAUUCAAAUUAUGUAUAAAUAUAUAUUAUAUAUUUACAAGGAAUUAUUUUUUGUAUUGAUUUUAAAUGGAUGUCCCAAUACACCUAGAAAAUUGGUCUCUCCUUUUUUUUUUUUUAAAUAGUUAUUUGCUAAAUGCUGUUCUUAUACAGAAUUUCUUAAUUUUCACCAAGCAGAGGUGGGAAAAAUACUUUUGCUUUCAGGGAAAAUGGUAUAACAUUAAUUUAUUAAUGAAUUGGUAAUAUACAAAAGCAAUUAAUCAUUUAUAGUUUUUUUUUUGUAAUUUAAAUGGCAUUUCUAUGCGGGCAGCACAGCGGACUAGUUAAUCUAUUGCUUGGACUUAACUAGUUAUCAGAUCCUAUGAGAACAGAAAUAUUUACAAUAUAUGACUAACUUGGGGGAAAUGGAAGUUUUUGAUUUAUUUGUGUUUAAACUCUGCUGUCAGAUAAUUUUAUGCUUAAACCACCUAAAUGCCCAUAUCACAGGAACCUGUUCAUAGGAAGGUGUUUGGUGUUGGUGUGCGGCUCUGUCUUUGGCCGGCGCUGCAUUUAGCUGGAUUUCCCAAGACAAAUGGUACCAGCGCCCUUGCUCAAAGGUGCCUUAAUCCAUUCCUCGAGGACAGACUUCGGCUGGAGCCCCAAGAGGACGGGUUCUCUCCGGCAGCUGGCCUUCUGCCCCUGAGCUGUGCAUUUGUCAGAUGAGUCUGCAUCCUCCUCAGUGAGUUUUGAUAAUGGCUUCCAGGUUCUUUGGCAUCAGAGAAGCCUUUUAGGAUCUUCAAAGAACUAUCAUAGAAAAAUGGAAACACAGAAAUGCUCUGCUGAGAGUCGGGGGCUGCUUCCAUCUUCUUAAAGAGUUUGCUUCCGUCUGCUGCUGACAAGACCUCACCUCAAGAUCCGGCCCAUCAGACAGAAGAGCUCCGUCUUGUUCAUUCUGUACUAAAGUAUUGUGUUUUGCUUUCGGAUCACCCACUCACUUUCUUAUAGCCAUGCAACAUGAAUGCAGAAGACACUGAUUUUAUGUGUUACGAAAUUGGAGAAAGUAUUUAAUAAAACCUGUUAAUUUUUAUACUGACAAUAAAAAUGUUUCUACAGAUAUUAAUGUUAACAAGACAAAAUAAAUGUCAUGCAGCUUAUUUUUUUAAUA
Molecule: messenger RNA, 4705 nt
Organism: Ictidomys tridecemlineatus (thirteen-lined ground squirrel)
Lineage: Eukaryota; Metazoa; Chordata; Mammalia; Rodentia; Sciuridae
Source: RefSeq, a predicted model, not a curated record